Molecule: messenger RNA, 1568 nt
Organism: Thalassophryne amazonica
Lineage: Eukaryota; Metazoa; Chordata; Actinopteri; Batrachoidiformes; Batrachoididae
Gene: perm1b
Biological process (GO): response to muscle activity; regulation of DNA-templated transcription
Cellular component (GO): nucleus; cytoplasm
Source: RefSeq, a predicted model, not a curated record
ACCGAUUCCUGAUGUUUUCAGAAAGAAGAGAUACCAGAAUGGAUGAUCUGGAUCACAGCAUGCACAUUGCAGAAUCUGACUGGCUGAGCUUCUACAAGGAAAGUGAGGAGUGCAGUCUGCAGUAUCCUCUCGUCGCCUGCCCCGAUAACUCAAACCUCUGUGAUUCUGAUGAUUUAAGUUCAGUUUUCACAGGUCAGGAUGAGCAACAGAGGUGCACGGCUGGAAGCAGUGACGAGCAGCAAAGUGAAGCUGCGGGGUGCAGCUCAGGUGAUAUUGCAAAAAAUGACAACUGGCUCAAAAAUGGUGCAGCACAAGUGAGUUCUGAAAUAUACUUCAGUCUAGACAGAGACAUGUGCAACACAGGAGAGAUGCAAAUGAAAACUGCAGAACAGACAAACAUUUUUACAACCACACAGCAAGCUGAAGUAAACUUCUGUGCAGAAGAUGACGUGCAGAGGGACAGCGGCAUAGAGGAACCUAAGCUGUCUUCUUACAACCAAACACAACUGAACGUGCCUGAAUCACACGUGACAGACAGGCCUGUGGGAGAGAAAGUGAGCCAGGUGUAUUUAAGAACAGAGAAAGAGCGCUGGUUUGUGACUGUAAACGACAGUUAUGUACGACAGCGUGUGUACGCCACCUCUGUGAAAAAAAACCAAAGACAUAAUAAAUGCAGUAAGGGCAGUCGCACAUGCAGCAUGAGGCAGGAGUCCACACUUGGAGGACACGAUUAUGAUUUUGAAAACUAUCCAUCAGCUCCUGAAUCUGUUCAAGAGAUUCUUUGUCUUCCCAAGGACCAUUUUCCCAAAACACAACCCGAUUUCAAACUCCUGCCGCAGCAGUGCUCAUCUCUGAUGACAAACGGCAACGAUGUGUUUGGACGAACUGACAAUGUUGGCACCAACUAUAUGGAGACCGGAAAAACGCGAUCACAUGAGAACGCAGUCUGCAGCAAUGCAGCAGCUGCCAAUUGUGUAUCUUAUGAAAGCACUGGCAGCCUGGAAUGUGUUCAGCCUGCUGUGACAUUUGGCCAAAGAUUUCACAAAAUGCCAGAUGACAACAACGCACACAGCACAGUGUGCAACGUGCUCUCAGGUCCACCCAGACAACAAAAGCAGGAAUUCCUAAAAGGAUUGGACAUUUCAGAACCGGUGUUUUCCAUUUCUGCCUUUUGGGGUGAGAUGGAAAAAUUGACAAUAAAUAGUAUUUUACAGCUAAAAAUGGCCACAGAAUCAUCUCAGUGAGCCACGACAUGCACAGAAGCGGGAAGACCAGAUGUCAAUGAACAAAUUCUCCUUAUACCGAGGUGCGUCAUUCGCCUGACGGGAGUCUAAUGGACACAUCUGCACUCCUAACCAGGUUAUUUCACACAGCUAGAUGAAGCUAAACCAGAUCUUUCAAGCUAUGAAUUUUCCACCUUUUCAGAUUUUGAAGACGAAUAUUACCAGCCUAUAGGUAACAGCCAAAAUAAACCAAUGGACAUCAGCGUUUCCUUUCUCAAAGAAAGACUGAGAGAAUUCUGCAUACUUUGCAGACAGGGAGCCACUGGCCUGCUGAGCAAUGUUUAG